AUGUCACAAAUAAAUAACGUGUUGACAAAAUAUUUCAAAAGAAUCAAGAGAAAUGUUAAUAAUGAAUCAAUAAUACAGCCUGCUAUAUCAACAGAUGAACAAGAAAAAGAAGAAAUUGAAAUUGAAUCACCUUCGUUUAAACGCUUAAAGUUAUCUGAAGAUAAAGGUUCAUCAACAUCAGUAUCACCAACAUGUUCAAGAGCAUUAGAGUCUUUAACAAUAUCUGCAUCUUCACAACCAUCAUCACCACAUUCAAUAUUAUCUAAAACUUCGUCACAAAUAACAUCAACACAGUCGUCAAAAUCAGGACAUAAAUCAUCACCUACUUGUGCAAGAGCUUUAGCACUUUUAACCAUAUCAGCACGUUCACUAACACCAACAACAACUUUAUCAUCAUCAAUAAGAUCAUCAACAUCAACAUCAAGUCCACAAACAACGACACCUUUAGCAUCACCAAUAAAUUCACCACCAUCGUCAACGUCAAAUCGUUCACCACCAACAACAGCUUUAACAUCACCAAUGAAUUCACCAUCAUCCACGUCAACUUGUUCAACACCAGCAACAGCUUUAACAUCAUCGAUAAAUUCACCACCAUCAGCAUCAUUAUUGCCACCUAAUGAACGAGAUCCUUGUCUUAGUCCAGCAGAAGCCAAACAAUUCGUUUUUCUUAGACCAUAUCAACCUGAUUUUAAAUUUCCUACAGUUCAAAAUCGCCAUUUUUGUCGACAGUGGUAUUCCAUUUAUUCCUGGUUAGAAUAUAGUCCAACCAUUGAUCGUGCUUUUUGUUAUGUGUGUCGUUUAUUAUAUGGUAGUGGAAAAAUUGAUAGUUGGUUUACUGUAACUGGUUUUAAUUCAUGGAAAAAUGCAAUUGCUAAAUUGAACAAUCAUCAAUCUUCAGUUACGCACAAGCAAGCAUUACAAACAUGGACAGAUUUGAAAAAAAACUAUAAUAAUAAUAGCGAUUUGUUGAAAUUAAUAGACAAGCAACACACGAAACAAGCUGCAGAAAAUCGAGCAUAUCUGGUUGAAAUAAACGAAAUAAUUGAAUUACUUCAACAACAAAUUUUAACUGGAAUUUUAAAUGAAUGUCAUCGUGCAAAAUAUUUUUCCGUAAUAAUUGAUGAAACAAAAGAUAUUGCUUGUCAUGAACAAGUUUCAUUAGUUAUACGAUUUGUCGAUGAGAAGUUCAAUGUUUUCGAAAAAUUUAUUGGAUUUGAACGUACAGCUACAAUGACUGGAGAAGCAUUAACUGAUUUAUUAAUAAAAUGGUUAAAAAAAUCAAAUUUGAACUUACAAAAUUUAGUGGGCCAAUGCUACGAUGGUGCUAGCAAUAUGCGAGGUGAAUAUCAAGGUGUAGCAGCUCGUUUAUCGCAGAUUGCUCCAUUGGGUAUUUAUAUCCACUGUAAUGGUCAUGUGUUGAAUUUAUGUUUAAUUGAUGUAUCAGCUCGUGUGCCAUCAGUACGAGAUACUUUUGGUGUUGUUUCAUCUUUAUACAAGUUAGUUGAAGGUUCAGUUAAAUGUCAUCAAGUCUUCGAACGUGUUCAACAAGAAGCUGGUUUAAAAAAAUUGACUAUUAAAGAAGUAUGUGAAACACGUUGGACAUAUCGAUUAGAAUGUUUGAAAGUUAUUUUACUUCGUUUUAAUGAGAUUAUAACAACAUUAGAAGUUAUCGAAGUACCUGAUGCAUUUCUUCUUUUAAAUUCAUUACUAUCAUUUGAUUUUAUAUUUCAUUUAUUUAUUAUGAUGGAGAUUUAUUUUUUGACAAAUAUUCUUUCGAAGUUUUUACAACAUUCAAAUGUUUCAUUAACAGAUGUACUUGCUCAAGUAAAAAUAACAAUUGAUACUCUAAAAAGUUUACAAAAUGAAACUGAAGUUGAACGUAUAUACAAUGAAGUAUUGAAAUUAUGCAAUGAUAAUGGUAUUGAACCACCAGAAAAACCUCGAACUAAACGUAUACCUGUUCGUUUUGGUGGUAGUGAUGAUGGAACAGCAGGAUUAAAUGUUAAAGAUUAUUAUCGAAUUAAAAUUUAUUAUGUUAUUUUAGAUAACAUUAUUACUUCAAUAAAUCACAAAUUUGAUGAAAAUAUUCUUGGAGUUGUUGUAUUGAUGGAAAAACUCUUUUUAUAUAAAGAAUGUCUUAAUGAAGAUGAACUUCAUGAGUUAACACAAUUUUAUUCUAUUAAUUAUGAUGAUUUGAAAGCCGAACAACGACUUUACAAGAAUCAAUUGAACGAUAAGAAAAUGAAUUUGUCUGAAGUAACUGAACUCUUUUUGGAAAAUAAUUUUCAUAUGGCAUUAUCGCCCAUGAAUGAAUUAUUGAAGAUUCUUUGGACUAUUCCGGUUAAUUCAUGCCAAUGUGAACGUAGUUUUUCAUGUUUAAAAAGAUUAAAAACGUAUUUAAGAAACAGUAUGGGAGAAGAAAGAUUAUCAGGCAUUGCUCUUUUAAAUAUCGAAAGAAACUUUGAAAUUAAUUUAGAUCAAAUAGUAACAGAUUUUAUUGUGAAAAAAGAUAUAAAGAAAACAAUUUUUUUAAAUAAAGUUCUUUUUUAA
Rotaria sordida is the source of this 2550-nucleotide messenger RNA. Lineage: Eukaryota; Metazoa; Rotifera; Eurotatoria; Philodinida; Philodinidae. The record is from the annotation of a GenBank genome assembly.